Molecule: messenger RNA, 4698 nt
Organism: Rhagoletis zephyria (snowberry fruit fly)
Lineage: Eukaryota; Metazoa; Arthropoda; Insecta; Diptera; Tephritidae
Gene: Ire1
Product: serine/threonine-protein kinase/endoribonuclease Ire1
Biological process (GO): IRE1-mediated unfolded protein response; mRNA processing; intrinsic apoptotic signaling pathway in response to endoplasmic reticulum stress
Cellular component (GO): IRE1-TRAF2-ASK1 complex
Molecular function (GO): RNA endonuclease activity; ATP binding; protein serine/threonine kinase activity
Source: RefSeq, a predicted model, not a curated record
CCAGUUCGCGUCUUCCCAUCCAGUUCAUUUGAUAACUUCAACAAUGGCAAAUUUUUCUGGAUGCGGAGUACUCCAAUUUGUUAAUAUUAAUAAUUGAAAUAAGUGCAUAAAGUGUUUAAAAACAAAAAAGGUGUUUAACUCGCACAUAAAGUGUUGAUAAUUCUUAUGCAAAUUAUGAAAAAAGUGAUGACUGAUAUAGCUUAUAAACUGAGUGAAAAAUAGUGGACAUGUUGAGAAGGAAAAUGUUUUUUCGGUGGUCGGUGGUGUCGCGAUCGUGGACGUCGAUGUCGAUUUUGCUUUUGCAAUGGAACGUUGCUAUUUGUUUCGGAUUGUGUAUUUUGAUUGCAUCAGCCACUUUGACUACGGCAACAGUCACGCCAGGCUCAGCAAAAAUUAAAACAACUGUUGAAAAUGCACAAAAUUUGUCAAAGGAAAAUGGGAAUAAUACCGAUGCAAGGGAGGGUGUUGCAACCGAACAAAUGCGAGUGUUUCGCCUGAGGGAGGCAUGCACUGAUUUGGCACGAGAUGAAGAAACAUUAAUGGUGUUCUCGACAUUAGGGGGCGGAUUAACAGCUAUCGAUCCGAUAACAAGUGAAAUACGCUGGACCAUAGCAGACGAUCCACCGAUACGCGCUGAACAAGAAGAAAAUGUACAAGCGCCACAAUAUUUACCAGAUCCUCGAGAUGGCAGCAUUUAUCAACUUAGCGACAUGGGUAACUUAAAGAAAUUGCCCUACACCAUACCUCAGCUUGUAGCCAGCGCGCCAUGCCGCUCAUCCGACGGCAUUUUGUAUUCGGGCAAAAAGAGCGAUACUUGGUUCAUGGUCGAUCCAAAGUCGGGUACCCGUAAGAAAGUUAUGGGCUUUGGACCUGGCGCCACCGAAGCAGAUGCCACACAAAAACCCACGGAAAAUGAGAAUAAGGCGAAGCGUGGCACUUCGCAGUCGAUUUACUUGGGGCGCACCCAGUACACUGUGAUGAUGUACGACAGCUUGGCGAAGGGAAAGAAUGCCAAGCCUUGGAAUAUCACUUUCUAUGAUUACAGUGCGCACACUAUGACGCCGGAUAUAUCGAAGGAGUAUGAAUAUCUGCACUUAACCACCACAUCCAAUGGUAAUAUAGUCACUUUGGAUCGCAAGAAUGGCAAGUUUUUGUGGCGACGCGAUCUAACAAGUCCAGUGGUCGCUGUAUUUCUGCUCGGUGCUGAGGGUCUACUUAGUGUGCCUUUCACCACGGUCUCCGACGAGGCAUUUGAAUCCAUAUUGGAGGAGUCCAAGACCGGCAAUGUGAAUACCGUCAAGUUAUUCCAAUCGCUGUAUGUGGGCGAGCAUCGUCAUGGCCUUUAUGCGCUGCCCUCGCUGGUAGACGAAGACACACCACGCAUCUCAGCCAGUCUCCCGAUAAAACUUUUGGAUGGUCCCAAUUAUGCUAACGAAGAAUCAAAUCCCAAAAUGAUUUACAUCAAUGAUGUUAUACGCAAGAAUGCUGGCAUUGUACUCGGCCACUACAAUAUGCCUACUGAUGGCAAUUUGCAAAUAUCACCCUCACCUUCGAAAGAGGAAACCAGUAAUGGCCUCGCCACCAUAAACCACUUCCCCGAUGUGGGCACUGUGGAUUCAAAUGGUUACAGUAUUAUCACAGGUUCGAGUAACGAAAAGAACUCUGCAGAAAUCGGUGUACAAACUGAGCCAGUAAUUGAAUUAAAAAUAGAGUCAACUAAUGCCUUCAAUAAGACAAAAAAAGUUAUCAUUGCGAAUACUAAUAAAAUACAAAAGUUCUUCAACGACUGGUUCAUGGAACAUCCGAGCGGUAAAGUGCAUCAGAUACUAAUUGUUUUGGUGUUGGCUAUGGUCGCCAUGUUCUGGUACAUGUGCAGCACGAUGCGUGAGUUGAAAAACCAAAGUGAAAAUGGUUCCAAAACGUACUCUUCCUCCAACAAGAGUAGCGGCGGCAGCAGCAACAUAAAUGCAUUGGACCUCAUCGAUCUGGGCGAUGGAAAUAUUCGCGUAGGCAAAAUUUCCUUCAACUCCAGUGAAGUGCUGGGAAAGGGUUGUGAGGGCACCUUUGUGUUUCGAGGCACAUUUGAAGAGCGCUCUGUGGCGGUGAAACGGCUGCUGCCCGAAUGUUUCACAUUCGCCGAUCGGGAGGUUGCAUUACUGCGCGAAAGCGAUGCGCACGAGAAUGUGGUGCGGUAUUUCUGCACCGAACAGGAUCGCCAGUUUCGUUACAUAGCAGUGGAGCUGUGCGCCGCUACGUUGCAAGAUUACACGGAGGGCGAGCGCAGCAAAGAACUGCGCACCCAAAUCAACGUUUGGGAGGUUUUGCGCCAAGCAGCAGCAGGCCUGAGUCACUUGCAUUCAUUGCAUAUCGUGCAUCGCGACAUCAAACCUCAAAACGUGUUGCUUUCACUGCCCGAUAUUAGCGGCACCGUACGUGUUAUGAUAUCCGAUUUCGGCUUAUGCAAAAAGUUGAAUUUUGGCAAGACAAGCUUUUCGCGCCGUUCCGGUGUUACCGGUACAGAUGGAUGGAUUGCGCCCGAAAUGAUGCGCGGACUGCGUACGACAACCGCUGUAGAUAUUUUUUCACUUGGUUGCGUCUACUACUAUGUGCUUACGGGUGGUCAUCAUGCGUUUGGCGAUGCGCUUAAACGACAGCACAACAUACUGGCGCACGACUACAAUUUGUCGAAAUUAAAGGUGGAUACAGACGAUGAUGAGAACAUGCCUGAAGAGGCGAGCAAAUUCAUUCUUGCUGAACAGCUUAUCGCAGAUAUGAUACAUAAAGACGCGCAAUGUCGUCCACUGGCGCGCUGCAUAAGCGCCCAUCCUGUCUUUUGGAAUAAUCAGAAGAUAUUGGCAUUUCUACAGGACGUCAGCGAUCGCGUUGAGAAAUUGCAAUUCCAUGUAGAGCCGCUAAAGUCGCUAGAGAAGAAUGGUCGUUGCAUAGUGCGCGACGACUGGAAUGCGCAUGUCGAUCCACUCAUAACGGAGGAUCUGCGCAAAUAUCGUGGUUAUAUGGGCGCUAGUGUGCGCGAUUUACUGCGCGCGCUGCGCAAUAAGAAACAUCAUUACCACGAACUCACGCCCGAGGUGCAACAAAAGCUCGGUUGUAUUCCGCAUGAUUUCACAAAUUAUUGGAUUAAUAAAUUUCCUGAAUUAAUAUCACACGCGUAUCAUGCAUUUAGUAUUUGUGCCGAGGAGCCAAUCUUCGGGCAUUAUUACAAUGCCGACUAUCACUUCAGCCGACCAUGGUAUUUCGAUGCGGACGACAAUCUUUUUCAAUCGCUGCAGCACGAUCCCAAGCCUUUGCAGAGGCAAGUAGCAGCGGGCGCUAAAGAUGGCAGCGCUAGUCCAAAACGUCCGCCGCGCACACCUGAAAAGCAGCAACAACUGAAGCAGCGCAAAGGUAUUUAUAAUUUUCGCAAAACACCAGAUGCCGCCGAAGGGGUUGGUGUUGGUUUGCAACGCAAUUUGGAUUUAGGGACAGCAGCGGCGGAAGAGGAGGACGAAGCUGGCGCUAAACGUGAUGUGUUUGCAAAUUUUAAAUUUCGUCGAAACUACGGGAAAUCGGCAAAUCGUAUUUAUGGAAACUUCAAUGCAAAUGCAAAUGCGAAUGCCAAUAAUGGUGGCAACAAAGAGAAGAAUGUCACAUGGACAUUGCCUGGUAAACAGGCCAAUGACGAAUGAGUAAGAAAUGUAUGCAUAGAGAAAAAUAUUACUUUAGUUUAAAUUGCAAAGUGCAUAUUUCGUUAAGAUACAUAAGUUAUUAGUGUUAAAGACGAUGAUGAUGUUUAUUAGAUGAGGAAGAUCAGCUAUUUCCUAGUAGCGUGCUAUGUAUGACAACGCAAACUCUUUUGAAUCAAUGUCCCCUGAUAUUUUUUGACUUAAAACUCAAUUAUUUUUUUUUUUUUUGUAUUGAUAAGAAAGCACUUUUCAGAUUAUGAUUUAUGAUUUUGAAAUCAUUGUUUCGAUACAGUUUACAUUCUACCAGUGUAGUAACAUUUUUCAUAUCUAGAGGCAGCCAAAUUGCUCUCGAUAGUGAUAAAUACAAGCCUGAGAGUACCUAGAUAGGCGUAAUACGAUAAAUGAGCUUAACUUUAACCACUACAAUAGGUAAUUGGAGCACAGAGGAUUAAAGGACAGUGGAAAAUGGCUGAACUAGCAAAAGAGGAAACAUCAGAAAUGUUACCAUCAAAAUGAUCCCAAAUGUCGGAGCUAUAUGUACCUUGAGUCUUUUAUAUAUGUCCACUAGUUGAUUUAGCUGCCGCCAUGGUUGAAUGGUUUGAGGUGCAUACUACCACGCCGUAGGAUAUGGGUUCGAUUUUGGCUUGACAGCUGACUUCGAACAAAACUUUGUGUGUUGGUAAUUAAGAUUCUGAUUAUAUUCUUUUCCGGUGUUUUUUUUUCGAAAACUAAAAAAAUCGCAGAACCAAAUAUUCUGUUAAACAUUACCGGCUUGAAUACGUACAAUGAGUUUAUCAUAAACCUACUAAAUCUAUUCUGGUUCCGUUUACCCAGAGGAAAAAGUUAUCCAUGACAGAAUUUACUCUGGGCGGCACUAGAAUAGGGCUCUCAAAUGAAGCAAAAUACCUGGGGGUGUGGCUGGAUAAGACACUCAACUGGAAUGUACAUUUGGAUGCAACCGUAAACAAGGCAAUGAUAGCCUUCUUCGCAUGCACGCGACUGCCCAUCACAAGAA